This is a messenger RNA of Spodoptera frugiperda (fall armyworm), 6723 nucleotides long. It is a transcript of the gene Kdm3, whose product is annotated as lysine-specific demethylase 3A. Lineage: Eukaryota; Metazoa; Arthropoda; Insecta; Lepidoptera; Noctuidae. Gene Ontology annotation, molecular function: chromatin DNA binding; histone H3K9 demethylase activity; transcription coregulator activity. The transcript is spliced from 18 exons. Gene Ontology annotation, cellular component: histone deacetylase complex; chromatin. Gene Ontology annotation, biological process: regulation of transcription by RNA polymerase II. The coding region runs from base 107 to 6079 and encodes 1990 amino acids. The record is from RefSeq and is a predicted model, not a curated record.
AGUUUCCCUUCGCUCAACGAAGAGUGUGACGUGUGGUGCGUAUAACGCUGAGUUUCUUGACGUUUGUGUAGUUUUUAAUGUGAAUAAUGUGAUUGUGUAGUUCGUUAUGGCUUAUAAGUACCGUGAAGAUUUAGUUGGCAAACGAUUUCUCGCUGUGAGUGGUGUGACAAAAAUUAACGUGAAUAAAGUUUCCGAAUGGGGAUGGAAAGCUGGUAUUAUCAGAGCAGCAUCGCUCAAAGAUAACAAGAAUAAGGAGCUUCAGGUGUUAGUGGAAUAUGAUGGUGUAGAUUGGCAACGUCGCGAGUGGGUGGCUGUUUAUUCACGACGGACGUUUCGUGUUUUUUUAGUGGAAAGAACUCUUGUUUGGGCUCCUAGAACACACGAAGGAAAGGACGUGAAAUGGCCGGCUUUGACGUUCAUGCCGCUGGCAGCUGACCUGACGCUGCAGGCCGACGCGCAGCCGGUGGAGUUCCUCCACGACAAACACCUGGACUUCUUGGACUAUGCCAACCUACUUCCUUAUCAGGAAUGGGACCCAAAACAAGCAGGAGCAGACGCUGGUCUCGAUACCACAUUGCUCUCCACUUUGUCUUCCGAGGCCGCAGACUGGCGGACCAUACAAGAUGGCCAGCGUAUCCUGACCACGACUCCUUCGGUCUUGGGUGGCUGUAGAGCUCAAGUCUACCGGUCGGCUGGUGCCACACAAUGGUACACUGCCGUCAUCGUUGGAGUCAACGAACAUACUGGAGAGCUGACUGUAACAGAUGAUACAGUUUUGGAGGAGCACAGCGAAGACCCAUCGCUGGUGCAGAUGAGACUCCUGGGCGAUGGAGUAAUCGAAUCGAUCAUGAAGGGAGAAGUGGUGGGCGUAAUGCCACGAAGAUCCCGGUCCAACCUCCAAAGAGUUGAGCGCGAGACCACAAAAAGUCCAGCGACUACCGGUGGCAGGAAGAAGUCAUCGGCCGUGAGAAGCAACGGGCAAAUUGCACCCACAGAGCCACCUCCGCAACCUGCAGGUAAAGAGAGAAAUGACUUGACAGCAGUAUCCAAAGGUUCCUCGCCAGAACGUGAUUCCAGCGAAAUUAACAAAAAAGGUUCAGUUGUUACCGAAAGUGUCAGUGCAAGUGAUGUCGUCGAAGUCAGUGAGGAAACUGACAAGUGCGUGAAACAGGAGGAAGUGAAGACAAGUGAGUGUGAAGUGAAGAGUGAAGUGAGUGCGGGCGCGGAUGGUGUUGCCAGCGCCGUGGCCUCCGAGGAGGACGACUGUGUGAUAGUGUGCGCGCGAGAUGCGGACGAUAGGUCCGACUCGGGAGUGAGCGGAGUCCGUUCGGGCGGCUCAGCGAGUUCGGUGGAGGAGCGCGAGUGGCGCGGCAUGGCGCACGGCUACGGCGGAGGUCCCCCGCCGCCCCUGCUGCACCUGCCACCCCCACCGCCACCCACGCUCUACUCCAGCGAGCUGCUGUGGAAGCAGCGGUAUCAACCGCCAUUACAUGCGCCGCUGCAUCAUGCCAUCGCCGAUGACUACCUCGCGGCGGCGACCUACGAUAGAGAGAGACAUGAAAGACUGCUACGAGAUCGAAGGGAACAGGAGCAACGAGAGAUGGAGAAGCAACAAAAAGAAAGAAAGGAGAGAGAACGGAUAGAACAGGAACGUGAGAGGGAGAGGGAAAGAGAAAGAGAACGGGAGAGGGAAAAACAAGAGAGGGAAGAAAAGGAACGAAGAGAUCAUGAGAACGCCGCCUCAAAACUAGUGUCGAGGCAUUUCGAAGAAUCUCUUAGGCUGGCGAAUCAAAAGCGGUCAUGGUCGUUACUGCACAGCCUGGCGCCGAGCCGAGGUGCCGCGGCGCAGGAACACGAGCGACUACGAGUUCCCCCGACAGACCGCGCGUACUACUCCCCCCCAGGGCACCCAGCGCACCCCGCGCAUCCCUCCACUCGCCCUCCCGCCACCUCCCCCGCAGAUUACCAUGCGCAACACGCUCGCAUCUCCAUCCCUUCUAAACCAGACAAACAAUCACAUCCCUCCUUACCCAAAGGUGAACCUAACUUUGCUCCCUACAAUUACCCUUAUCGAUACGAUAAAAUUAAGGACCAGCAUCUACCGGCACCGCCACCGCUGGUCCCAGAGAAAAACUCUGUGAUAGUCAAGCACGAUCCUAAACAGAUCCACCUAGAACAGAAACACCCAUAUCCGAGCAAACCUCGGAAUGAACCUAACCCUCAUUACCUGCCAUCUCGGACGUAUAGAACGGGUCCCUCACCACACGCGCCGCCACAUCCGCACGCAACCCUACAGACGUCACCACACGCGGCGCUACCUGCCCAGGAUAAGAACGCGCGGCGGCUGUACCAACCUCCGCCGCCUCGCUCUCCUGCCUACUAUCAGACUGCACAACCCGUGAAGCCUAAGGUUUCGAGCCCUGCACCUCCACACAUUUAUGGCAAACCUCCGUGCAAUUCACCGGGUCCUGGACCAGGGCCUGCGCACUACGCUGUAGCUGUCGAGCCUCCGAUGCCACAUAGCAAGGUAGAGCAACCGCCAGUCCCGUACCCUCCACCAUACGCGCAACGCUCAAGACCACCUCCCCCUGCGCACUCGCGCACUCCAGAGCCUCGCCCGCCACAACGCGCUGUCGUGGAUUCUAAUUCCACCUCACCGUGCCAGUUGCAACCUCUAGACUUAGGAGUGUCGCGUGACGACCCUGACCGCCUGUCGCCUAGACGACGUGGUGCGUCAGACCCUCCCGAGGCUGAUGCCAAGCGGCGAAGACUUGAGGAAUCUGCUGCUCCAGAACCUCUAAUAGCAGCAGCGGCCGGUACUGGACGGACACCGCACGGCUCGGAGCCCGCGCCACAAGCUCCGGGCCCACCUUGUGACGUGCGCGUACCGUCUGCAGACGGUAGCGUCGCCACACCCGAGCGAGCUGCCGGAGCAUCCCCCGCGCCGCACCUCACCCCCGCGGCCAGCCCGGCGCCCGCGACCCCUGUACCUCCAGUAGCCGCGUCCCCUCCAGUGGCGGCCGCGCCGCCCACAGCUCCGACGCCGCCUGCACCGCCUGCGACGCCACCAGUCACUACUGGAGCUGACGGUGAUACUCCUGCGAAAGCAGCACAAUCCCCUCGAGAUAAUGGCGGUGCGCCCGUCCGGCAUCUUGGCAAGAAGGCGUGGUUACAGCGGCAUGAGACCGCGCCAAUCGGAGAAGGUGACUGUUCAGGAGGCGGUGGAACAUGUAUUACACUGCCGAUGACAAUCAACCGAGUGUCAGAACCAGACGAUUCCAGUUCAAAUAUUGUCGUGCCCGUAGCUGCCAAGUCAAUACAGCGAGGCGCACGAAAGACCACUAAACCAAGGAAGCCGAAAGAGGUUAACGGUCGAGUAGACGAUGCAGAGGAGGAUAGUUCUAGUUCCGAUCGUGAGUCUGCAACACCUCCAAAAAGAAAACCGCCAAAGGCGAAACGGAAAAAAGGUGCCGUACCAAGGAAAGCUGGAGAUGAACCGAAGAGAAAGAAGGCUUCCGAAAGUGGGAGCGAAAGUGAUAAAGAGAGUGACGAUAAAGACUCAGAUUCUGGCGGAAGUGGGAGUGGCAGUGGAAGUACGUCUAGUAGACGCGGAGGAGCCGGGCGAGCUCGCGGGCGACGCACGCGCGGCGGCGGCCGCGGCGGCAGGCGGCGGGACGAGCCCCCGCGCCGUGUGGCCCCCGCCACGCCCGCGUCCCGCGCGCAGCCCGACUCCUUCCUACAGAACGGUCCUUGUUUCGAGGUAGCCCCGCGCCUCGCCAAGUGCCGUGAGUGUCGUUGGUCACCUGCCCAACGUGACAAGGACUUGCCAAACAUCUUCUGCAGAUUUUACGCUUUCCGAAGACUGAAGUACGCCAAAAACAGGCAGCUGGCGAUAGCCGGCUUCUCGGAUCCUUACAAAGAUGCUGAAGAGGAUGAUAAAAAGCUAUGGCUAUCAUCAUCCGCGGGUGCAGCUGAGUUAGAUAUCGAGAUGAGUUGCUUCCUACUGAGGGAGAUUGGAGACCAGUUCUGUGAACUGCUACAACAGGAGAAAGAGGCGGAAUCCCAUCAUUUGAACGAUGACAAGACGAUAGCAUGGAAACGAGUGGUGCAAGGAGUCAGGGAAAUAUGCGAUGUGUGUGAGACCACCUUGUUCAACUUCCAUUGGACGUGCGGAAAGUGCGGCUUCGUCGUAUGUUUGGACUGUUAUAAGUCACGGACAUCAGGCGGCGACACUCCCCCAGCCACGACCGAAACAAAUAACUCCUCAAACGCCAAUGCCAACGGCGAAAGAGAUUCCUUUGGUUGGCUAACAUGCACGAGUGGCGGCGCCCACCCCGCGCGACGCCUGCUGCUGACGCAGAUAGCGGCGGGCGGCGCGCUGGACGCGGCGGCGGCGCGCGCGCACGCCAUGCGCGACGCCUUCGCGCUGCCGCCCUGCUCCUGCGGCGCCGCGCCCGCGCCCAACAACAACAUGCGCACCGCCGCAAGGAGGCUGCUGCAACGCGCGCUGCAGAAGAAUGUUAAGAAAGAAGAGAUCAAGGAAGAGCCAGCCGCCAACGGCUCGUCGCCAGUCAAGUCGGAGAACGGCAAGACUGGCAGCUCUGUCGUUAGCUGGCUGUCCGACAUACCACUCAAGACUGAAGCCGAAGAAGAGAAGUCUGAUUCUAGCUCGUCUGACUCUGAGGAGGGAGGCAACUUCUCAACGUUACGGGAACUACUCAUCCGACCAGCGCCCGAGGGUGGCGAGACUCAGCCUAAGAAAAAGCAGAAGAAGAGUAAAAGCGAUAUUCUCGAUGACGUCAUAUCCAGCGUUGUAGACGAAAAGAAAGAUGAAGAUGAAGAAUCGAAACCGUUCGCGCUGUCCAACGUAGUGAAGCGGUACGACAGGAGUGGGCGAGGCCGCGAGGAGCUCCCCAUCCGUAUCAUGACGCUCACUGAGUCCAAGCUGCUCUACCCAGACGUGCCUCACGCCUGGCUCUGCGACGGGAAACUUCUACAUCUCACAGACCCCAUGCACGCCGGCAAUUAUAAACCGUUCCAGGACCAGUGGAAACGUGGCCAACCAGUUCUAGUCUCCGACGUAUCGACGAUUCUCGAUAAAAACUUAUGGAGUCCUGAGAGUUUCUCCCGGGAUUUCGGUGAAGAGAGAGUCGACUUGGUUAAUUGUGCGUCCGGUUUAGUGGUACCGUACCAACUGGGCAAGAAAUUCUGGGACGGGUUCGAUCUAGCCGCCAAGAGGCUGCGAGACGAACGCGGCGCUCCAAUGGUGCUCAAAUUAAAAGACUGGCCACCGGGCGAAGACUUUGCGGAGCUUCUGCCCGGACGUUUCGACGAUCUCAUGCGAGCGUUACCACUCAGCGAAUACACAUCGCGCACCGGCAAACUCAAUCUGGCCGCGCGGUUACCUGAAUGUUUCGUACGGCCAGACCUCGGGCCCAAGAUGUACACCGCGUACGGCGGCGCGGGCGGCACCACCAACCUGCACCUCGACGUCAGCGACGCCGUCAACGUCAUGGUGCACGCCAGCGCUCCCGCCGACGCGCCCGAGCGAGCGCGCGAGGCGGCGCGGGCCGCGGAGGAGGCCGGCGUCGACGUCCUGUCGCGGCGCCGCGCGCGGCUCAAGCCCCCCGCGGCGCUGUGGCACAUCUACGCUGCGAAGGACGCGGACAAGAUCCGCGACUUCCUCGUGCGAGCCGAGCUGGAGCGCGGCGCGCGGCCGCGGCCGCAGCACGACCCGGUGCACGACCAGACCUGGUACCUGGACGCUGCGCUCCGUGAGCGCCUCUACCGCGAGUACGGCGUGGAGGGCUACGCGAUCCUGCAGUGCCCCGGAGACGCUGUCUUCAUUCCGGCCGGAGCGCCGCAUCAAGUCAGGAACUUGCUGGACUGUAUCAAAGUGGCCGAGGACUUCGUCUCACCCGAGAACGUCUCGCGGUGUUUCGAGCUCGCGCAGCAGUUCAGGCGGUUGUCUCGCCAGCACUCUAACAAAGAAGAUAAGCUACAGAUUAAGAAUAUCGUGUAUCACGCGGUAAAGGAUUCUCUGUGCUGCCUGGAGGAGGCGCUCGCCGAAGCCAAGUGAAGACGAGCGGGCCUCCCGCAUUUGAUCUCAACCUCGAACGUAACAUUAAUUGCUAAGUUCCGCAUUUAAACGUAAGAUUGGGAGCGAGUAUGAUACGCGCUGUGCGCCGUUUCGUGUAUAAGAUGCCAUUAUUAAGCGUCCGAGUCGAUUGUGUACCAGUUAUGUGUGUAAGUGUACUCGAAAUGUGAUUUAGUCCGACGGUCGCGAUCGGAGUAUGUGCAAUGUAAAUUAGUCUGAUUAUGGUGAUAUCGUUGAGAUGUGGAUAUGUUUUAUGUUCCUUAAUUGAAAUACAAAUAAAACUCUUCAGGUUAUUUACAGCUUAAUUGUAGCUAUAGUGAUAUGUAUGUAUUGUGUAAAUUUUAAUUCGAAUUCCAUCGAGUACAUAUUAAGAAUUGUAUACUUUUAAGUUAUUGUAUUGAAGUAAAACAAACGUAUUCGCUCGAAGCAUUGUACAUUACAACACGGCAUGUAGAUAAGUUUAUCCUAUUACUAGAUUUCUCAAUUUGGUUAUGUUACAAAAUGAUAGAUAAAGUAUGUGACAAUUUCUUUUUGUCCUUAUUGCUGUAUUAGGAAGUUUUUUUUUGUACUGUGUAUAUUAUGUAUGGUUAUAAGUUGGAAUAAAAAAAAGAUGUUUAUAUGAAAAA